Neltuma alba is the source of this 3076-nucleotide messenger RNA. RefSeq names its product type IV inositol polyphosphate 5-phosphatase 3. Bases 504 to 2450 code for a protein of 648 amino acids. The record is from RefSeq and is a predicted model, not a curated record. Lineage: Eukaryota; Viridiplantae; Streptophyta; Magnoliopsida; Fabales; Fabaceae. Gene Ontology annotation, biological process: phosphatidylinositol dephosphorylation. Gene Ontology annotation, molecular function: inositol-polyphosphate 5-phosphatase activity; phosphatidylinositol-4,5-bisphosphate 5-phosphatase activity; phosphatidylinositol-3,4,5-trisphosphate 5-phosphatase activity. The transcript is spliced from 11 exons.
CAUGAAGAGUGAAGCUUUUUGAAAUUGGCGGGUGGCGGAUGCCCAAACUUCCAAUGUUAGGCCUUGGAGUCACAUGGACCCACCUCUUUGCCGACCUAUAAAUGUGUCGAUGCUCUGUUGAUGAUCCUUUCUUGCUUUCUUUAAUCCAACUGUGUGUUGACAUUUAUGUUUUGUUUCCAUCGCAUGAAGCUUAUUAAAGUCCAUAACUUUGGUUAGUCUCGCACCAUUAUCCUCUCUUCAAUCUUAAAUUAACACCUCAAAGUUUUUUAAGUAUUAUAUAGAAUUUCCAUGGUCAAUUCCUCAAAAUCCUCGCUAAAAACCAACGAGACUGUGCUCCGAUACCUAGUCCUCCGUCUAUCUUGGGCUUGGCACUCUCGCAGCUUUACUAGCUGGUUGAAUCUUCGUCUUCCCUCGUACCUUUUCUUUUUCUUCGUACUUGGAUUAGAAUUUUGUCUUCUACUUUAUAUUCAUUCUGUAUCCAUCUAUAGACUAUAAAUUUACAGAUGAGGCGACGGACAAAGCAGCUACAUCUACAUCAGAGGACUUGGGCUGAACUAUGUUGUUUGGGUUGGUCCUGCCUACAGCUCUUAUGGGCUAGAGUAGUCGUGCGCAAAUGGCUUAACAUAGAGAGCAAUGAAUCCGAUUAUAGCGCCGACCCUGAUGAUGAUGAUGAUGAUGAUGAUGAGGAUGACCCUGAUAAUGAUUCCGGCAACGAAGAAUUGGGAAGACAAUCCCGGUUUUGGGGAAACAGAAGCCAUGAAGCACCCCUUGAAUCUAAUGAAUAUCUUCCAACUUUAAGGAGGCAAAAGUCAUCAACUUACAGGGCUCAAUAUAUAAACAGAAAGGAGCUUAGAGUAUGUGUUGGGACAUGGAAUGUUGGAGGAAGACUUCCACCAGAAGACUUAAAUAUUGAUGAUUGGCUGGGUAUUGAUGAUCCAGCUGACAUUUAUGUUCUGGGCCUUCAGGAGGUUGUACCCUUGAAUGCUGGUAACAUUUUUGGUGCUGAAGAUACUCGAGCUGUCCCAGUAUGGGAAGAUAUCAUUCGAGAAACACUGGGAAGAGUUCGACCAGCAGCACCAAAGAUAAAAUCCUUUAGUGAUCCUCCGUCUCCAUCAAAAUUUAAGCCAUCAGAUGACAUCCCAGAUAUAGAAGAAGAGAUAUUGCUUGAAAGUGAUAGUGACAUUGGUGAGGAGUUUCAUCCUUUGUGUGAGGAACACAAAGCUUCUGAUGGACGUACAGAUGGAUCAGUCACCAAUAAAAUUUCAAAUAAAAACGUGCAUAAUUCAGAUGCCACUAAUUUUGCCUACUCAGGACCAGCUGACUUGGAUUUGCAGAGACAACUUCCUUCUCCAAGGAUCUUCAAUAAAUUAAAUUGUUUGAACACUGAUGAUUCAUCAGAACGUGCGGACACAUCAUCUGCACUGCAGACCACUAAACUAACCAGAAUGCUUAGUGGAUCUGAAAGGAUUGGUUUGAUGUGGCCAGAGCCACCACUUGAUCUUCUAUCCCAGCGAGUUUUAGAGAGACCGAGUUCAUUCAAAUCAAUCAAAUCCUUCAAAGCAUCAAAAUCUUUCAAAACAUAUAGUUCUUUCAAGUCAACUAUGAAUGAAGUACCAUUGGGAAUAGCUUUGCUUACAGAAGUUGACCUUGAAGCUUUGAUGAAGCGGAAAAGAAGAUCAUCAUAUGUAAGAAUAGUUAGUAAGCAGAUGGUUGGGCUUUUCGUUACUAUAUGGGUUCGUAGGAGCUUGCGGAAACACAUUCAGAAUGUGAAGGUGUCAACUGUUGGUGUUGGUGCCAUGGGAUAUAUUGGCAAUAAGGGCUCCAUAUCUGUUAGCAUGUCCAUAUAUCAGACACUUUUUUGUUUUAUAUGCACCCACCUUACAUCAGGGGAAAAGGAAGCAGACGAACUCAAGAGAAAUGCUGAUGUGCGUGAAAUACACCGAAGAACCCAAUUUCAUUCACGUUCUGAAAUUGCUCUGCCUAAAAGUAUCGAUGAUCAUGAAAGAAUAAUUUGGUUUGGAGAUCUGAAUUACCGAAUCAAUUUAUCAUACGAGAAAACAAGAGAUCUUAUCCUGAAAAAGGAGUGGUCAACAUUGGUUGAGAAGGACCAGCUUGUGCAAGAACUCAAGAAUGGUGCAUUUGUUGGAUGGUUGGAAGGCUCAUUAAACUUCGCCCCUACUUAUAAGUAUGAGAUUGACUCGGAGAAGUACCAGGGAGAAGAUCCCAAGGCAGGGAAGCGUAGGCCAGCAUGGUGUGAUCGUAUUCUUUCACGUGGCAAGGGACUGAGAUUAUUGAGUUAUAGAAGGACUGAGCUCAAACAUUCAGAUCAUCGCCCUGUUUCUGCUACCUAUAUGGCUGAGGUGGAGGUGUUCUCCUCUAGGAAGCUGCAACGAGCACUAACGUUCACAGAUGCAGAGAUUGAAAAUGAAGAAGUCCUGACAAAUUUUUGAACACCCCCACCCUCCCCCCCCCCCCCCUUUCCUUCUUCCAACCCAUCCCCCUUUCUUCCUUAUUUCAUUUCCCUUGCAUCCAUAUUUGUUGUCAUGCUAAUAAUUCCAAUGCUUCCGGGAUAUGCAAGUCCAGCAUACUGAACCGCCAAGAGGGUUUCCUUGACCACAGAAUAAUGGGUUUAGUUAUGUGUUCUAAAGGAGGUUAAGUAAUUACAGAAUUUGACAGCGCACCAGCGGUAGCUACUCAAACUUCAUUAGGUGAAAUUUCUGGAAUAAGAUAGUUGAUUUAUUCAUUUGAUUUUAGUAGAUUGACACAGAAUUGUAUAGAAAAAUCAGUGCUUGGAGUGAUUUGUGAGAGAUUUUUACCAAUUGGUUUUAGAAAUCUAGUGUUCUAAUUACUUUAUAGGCUGUAUUCUUUAUUUGUCUGUAUUGUUAGGGUGUUUAUGCAUUGUGAGAAACACCUUUUAUGAGAGGAACUUCCCUUGAUUUGUAUAGAAAUUAAGAACUGGCACAUCCAUGGGGGCUCUGCUUGUCCAAGAAUCCCUGUAUUUUUUUUGGGGCACAAUGAUGUAUCCCUUUUUCUUUUUUUAAAGGAAGUAUGUAUUCUAUUCUCAUUUACGGGUUCA